UCCCCCAAUUCGCAACCCUAAUUGAUCGGAGAUUGUCCAAACUCUCUGCCAUUUUUGCCGAAACCGAAGCAUUCCUCCUCUCUUCUCCGUCUUCCUCGCAGACUGUCUCGCCUUAUGCAUCUUAGUUGUAAAUUGUAACUUAAGAUUAGUGAUUGCUGUAAUGCUUUGGUUCCCUCUAACGAGGAUUUGUUGUCACACUGCAAUCGAUUUUGCCGAUUAGGUUAAUUUUAAAGGCAUUUUUUUGUGUUGUAUAGUUUUUGAAAAAUGGAUAAUUCGCGUAGGCCGUUUGAUAGAUCCAGAGAUCCAGGUCCGAUGAAGAAACCCAGGCUCAGCGAGGAACCAAUCCGACCUGUAAACUCCAACGUGCGGCAGUUUUCGUCGCAGAGAACGCUUGGUACGGCAGCGGCGGUGACAGUACCACAACCGGCGGCGUCGAGAUUUCGAGUUAGUGGCAGAGAAACUGAGAGUAACAUUGUCAGUGAUCCGAGCCGAGAGGCUUACCAGCCACAGCCGGUUCAUCCACAUUACGAGCUUGUGAACCAGUACAAGUCGGCACUGGCUGAGCUCACUUUCAACUCGAAGCCUAUAAUAACAAACCUUACGAUAAUUGCCGGAGAGAAUGUUCAUGCUGCUAAAGCCGUCGUUUCCACUAUUUGCAACAACAUCCUCGAGGUACCAAGUGAUCAGAAGCUGCCAACACUGUACCUGUUAGACAGCAUUGUGAAGAACAUCGGAAGAGAUUACAUUAAGUACUUUGGUGCCAGGCUGCCUGAGGUAUUUGUUAAGGCUUACAGGCAAGUUGACCCUCCUAUGCAUUCUAAUAUGCGGCAUCUCUUUGGAACCUGGAAAGGAGUCUUUCAUCCGCAAACACUUCAACUUAUAGAGAAAGAACUUGGUUUUAAUGCUAAAAGUGAUGGUUCAGCAGCUGUUGUAUCCACAGCCAGAGGUGAUCCGCAAUCUCAGCGCCCGCCACAUAGCAUCCAUGUGAAUCCCAAGUAUCUAGAAAGGCAGCGCCUUCAACAGUCUGGACGGACAAAAGGAAUGGUUACUGAUGUCCCUGAGAUCGAACCCAGUUUGACUAGGGAUUCAGAUAGACUGGAGAGAGUUUCAAGCAUAGCAUCUGGAGGCUCGUGGAUAGGUUCAGCUAAAGUAAAUACCAUUCGGCGACCUAGUGAACCCCUCUACGAGAAAGAUAUUGAGUCAAUAGCAGGGGAAUAUGAUUACGCUUCUGAUCUACCCCAUAACUCUAGAUCGGUGAUUAAGAAAGUCAGUUCAAGGGUUACUGAUGACGGAUGUGAGAAACAAUGGUACGGAUCUAUGAGCAGGGGUCCUGAUCUGAUUUCUGACCAAAGGGAUGGGUUACAUACUAAAAGCAGAACUUCCAACUAUGGUAUGGCUAGGCUAGAAAAUUUGGAAUCAAGUGGUCCCAGCAGAAAUAUAGGUGUACCUUAUGAUAGUUGGAAAAACUCGGAGGAAGAAGAGUUUAUGUGGGAUAUGCACUCAAGGUUAUCAGAAACUGAUGUUGCCACUAUCAACCCAAAGAAUGAGCUUCAUGCACCAGAUGAAUCAGAGAGACUGGGAUCGGAAACCCACCUUAUUAAACGACCAAGGUUUUCAGCUCUGGACCCAAGGUUCGACCCAGUGAAUUCAACAAAUACAUAUUCCAACGAACAAAAAGAUCCAAGUAUUUUUGGCCACUGGACGCCUUCUCCACAAUCUUUGCAUGAUUCAGAAGUUUUUUCUUCUAUCAAUGCAACCUCUACUGCAGCUAGAAAGGGAAUUCAGCCUCAACCUAGGAUUGUCGGCUCUGGAAUUUUGCCAAGCUCAGAUAGACAGUCGCCUUUACAUGAUUCAACUUCUAAACAGAAUGUGACCAAGCAAGAUGUUAGAAGAGCUCAUUCCCUUCCUCAACGUGAUCCAAGGGCUUCCCGGUUUCCAGCAAAAUCUCAGAAUGUCCCCAGGGAUGACUCUGUACGGCUCCCAUCUUUAAGUAGUCAGUUUAAAAACGCAAAUAUGCGUGAACUACCUGAUGCAUCUCAAGUGGGAAUAUUUGACUCUAAGUCAGCAACUGAAAAUGCGCCAGACCUUUCUAUUGCCUCUGAAGCUACAGGACAAUCCAACAUGAGUGAUUUGCUGGAAGCUGUCAUGAAGAGUGGAAUCCUUUCUAUUAAUUCAACAUGUGGUGCACUCAAGGAGAGUUCUCAGAAUGAGGUACUAGCCGCCCUCUCAGCAGCCACUAAGCCAAAGACUUUGCCAAUUCCGGUGGCUGGUGACAAUUUAUUAGCUCGUUUAAAAGUUGAACAAUCCUCUGCACCACUUGUCUCAUGUGCAGCGUCUCUUGCUGGCAUCACAUCGGUACAAACGUCAAAAGAGAAUAGUAAGGCCAAAGAGAAUAGUAAGGCCGCAGAUCCUCUUUCAAGCCUCUUGAGCUCAUUAGUUUCAAAGGGUUUGAUAUCUGCUUCAAAGACAGAGCUGCCAUCGCCUCCUUCCAUAACGCAGGACCAUAGUCCUGAUCAUUCCACCAAUAGCUCUAUGUCUGUAUCUGUGGUUCCAUCAGAUGCUCAGCCAUCCGUUUCGGUGAAAAAGGGGCCAUCUACUGCCCCAAAGGUAAAAGAGUUAGUUGCACCAUCUGAAACAACAAAAAAUGAACCCGAAGACCUCAUAGGAUUGAAGUUUAGGGCAGACAAAAUCCGCGAAGUUCACCCCUUGGUCAUUAGUAGUCUCUUUGAUGACAUUCCACAUCUCUGCACCUCCUGCGGCAUUCGCCUUAAAGAAAAGGAAGAACUUGAUAGGCACCUGGAGCUGCAUGAAAAGAAGAAGCUCGAACUCAGUGGCACAAACAGUAAAUGUAGGGUUUGGUUUCCAAAGGUUGAUGACUGGAUAGCAGCAAAAUCUGGAGAGUUAGAACCUGAAUAUGAGGAAAUUCUAAGUGAACCUGAGAGUGCUAUUGAGGAUAGUCCAGCCGUAGCUGCUGAUGAGACCCAAUGCGCAUGUAUAUUAUGUGGAGAAGUAUUUGAGGAUUAUUUCAGUCAAGAAACGGCUCAAUGGAUGUUCAAGGGAGCUUCUUACCUGACCGAUUCUCCAGCCAACAGUGAGGCUAGUGGUCCUAUCGUUCAUGCGCGUUGUUUGACCACGAGUUCAUUGCAGAGCUUGGAAGUUGGAAAUGCAAUCAAGCAGGAAAUUGUCGAGUAGCUUCCGUAUGAAGACAUGUGAUGGAGGAAGCAGUAGCAUCACAGAGGAAACAGGUUUGUGUUUCUUCUGGGUUCCUCAGGAUGCUAGUUUUGUAGAAAAGUGUCAAGCUUUUGAGUUAAGGAAAAAAGAUGUGCAGUAUUUUUAUUUUAUUUUUUCUUAUUUGUCUCUCUUUUUUUUUCACCGUAUACGAAUACAAAAAGAGCAAAGAGGCAUUCCCAAAUAUUGCAAUUGCACAUUCCCAUAUUCUAUGCCUUUCUUUCGUGUGUCACAAAAGAAUAUGAUUAAGAAACACACAGAUUUGUCAGGGUAACGUAUCGCGGACAUCCAAAGCAAACCCAUGACCAUAUAUGUACCUUUGCAGUUACUAUUUCUGUUUAAAAUAUUUGUGUCAUCAUCUCUCUCA
This is a messenger RNA of Camelina sativa (false flax), 3595 nucleotides long. Its product is annotated as polyadenylation and cleavage factor homolog 4. Gene Ontology annotation, biological process: termination of RNA polymerase II transcription; mRNA 3'-end processing. The record is from RefSeq and is a predicted model, not a curated record. Lineage: Eukaryota; Viridiplantae; Streptophyta; Magnoliopsida; Brassicales; Brassicaceae. Gene Ontology annotation, molecular function: mRNA binding; RNA polymerase II complex binding. Gene Ontology annotation, cellular component: mRNA cleavage factor complex; cytoplasm.